Messenger RNA from Batrachochytrium dendrobatidis JAM81, 696 nucleotides. RefSeq lists its product as uncharacterized. The record is from RefSeq and is a predicted model, not a curated record. Bases 1 to 696 code for a protein of 231 amino acids. NCBI's taxonomy places the organism in Eukaryota, Fungi, Chytridiomycota, Chytridiomycetes, Rhizophydiales. The transcript has 3 exons.
AUGAGUUCGUCUGCCUUUGAAGAGAAUCAACAACUGUUUGAGCCCGCUUCGUCUGAAGAGCCAAACUGCACAAGAAUCAUGCAAGACCAUGUUCUGGAUAACUCUGUUUCUCAUCAUGUAGAUGGUUCUUGCACUGACUGUAUUCUAGUCUGUCUGGAUGGUUCGACUUCUGCAGAAACUGCCUUUGACUGGACUUGUCACAACCUCACUUCAUCAAUCCCUGAAACAAACAGUUCUUGUAAUGCUAUCGUAUUACUCAAUGUGGUCUCUUCUAAAGAACUUUAUCUCUUUUGGAAAUCCAGAUCCUCCAUGUGGAUGGAUGCGGAUCAAAGUGAACCUCGCAGUUCAAUUGGUCGUCGCAUGGCUCAUUCUAUCGAAUCAGAAUAUAGGAGCAAGAUGGAACCUUCUUCUGCUGACUUGAAACUUGCAUUGGACCAACUGACUUCGGUGAUCUUGGAUCGGUUUGUGCUUCGAGCAGAGUCCUUUGAUAAAUCUCGAAACUGUCGGCUGAGAGUUCAUGUUGUUCUCUCCAACUCUCCAAAAGAUGCCAUCUGUUCAACUGCCGCCAGUAUCCAUCCUCGCUGCGUGGUCAUGGGUCGCAGAGGAACUAGUACCAUCAAGUCAUUGCUUAUGGGAUCUACUGCUACAUACGUGCUUCGACACUGCUCAUUUCCUGUCGUGGUUGUCCCAGUUUAA